Fomitopsis serialis is the source of this 1104-nucleotide messenger RNA. RefSeq names its product proliferating cell nuclear antigen, N-terminal domain-containing protein. Gene Ontology annotation, biological process: leading strand elongation; translesion synthesis; regulation of DNA replication. The transcript is spliced from 6 exons. The record is from RefSeq and is a predicted model, not a curated record. Gene Ontology annotation, molecular function: DNA polymerase processivity factor activity; DNA binding. Gene Ontology annotation, cellular component: PCNA complex. Bases 1 to 1104 code for a protein of 367 amino acids. NCBI's taxonomy places the organism in Eukaryota, Fungi, Basidiomycota, Agaricomycetes, Polyporales, Fomitopsidaceae.
AUGCUCGAAGCGCGUCUCAACGAAGCCGCCAUUCUCAAGCGUCUGCUCGAUGCCAUCAAAGAGCUUGUCACCGACGCCAACUUUGAGUGCAAUGAGGAGGGCCUGAACCUGCAAGCGAUGGACAACUCACACGUCGCGCUCGUCGCGGUCAGCCUGAAGGCGUCAGGCUUCAAGCGGUACAGAUGCGACCGCCCCAUUCCGCUCGGCGUGAACCUCGCGUCGUUCACGAAGGUACUUAAGUGCGCGAAGGACGACGACGUGUGCAUCCUCAAGGCGAACGACGACGCGGACGUACUCAGCCUCACGUACGAGGCACGAAACACGGACCGGAUCGCGGAGUACGAGAUGAAGCUGAUGGACAUCGACGCGGACACGUUGAACAUCCCCGACACGGACUACGACGCACGCGUAACAAUGCCCGCGAACGAGUUCGCCCGCAUCGUGCGUGACCUCUCGCAGCUCGGUGAAUCUGUCAGGAUCGAGGUUUCGAAGGAGGGUGUGCGCUUCAUCAGCGACGGCGAGGCUGCGAACGGGAACAUCCUCCUCCGCGAUACGCAGGCGAGCACGCGCAAGGGCGGGUCGUCGUCGAAGAAAGAAGAUGAACCAGAGGAGGAGGACGAACCUGAGGAAGAGGACGGGGACGAGGACGAAGACAAGCCGAAGAAGAAGAAGAUCAAGAAAGAGAAGGUCAAGAAAGAAGAUGGCGAGGAUGUGGAGAUGAACGGGGAAGGCGAAGGUGAAGGCGAAGGUGAAGAGGAGGACGAACAAGAGUUCAAGCCGAAGGGCGAGGACGAUGAGGAGGAAGAGGAAGAGGAGGAGUCUUCAAGUAAAAAGCGCAAGAAGGCGCCUGCGAAGAGCUCCAAGCCCUCGAAGAAGGCGAAGAAAGACGACGACGACGAGCUGCCCGAGGGUGUCAAGGUCGAGAUGAACGCACACGUCAACCUGACGUUCAGCUUGAAGUACCUCGUCAACUUCUCGAAGAGCGGCUCGCUGUCGAACGUCGUCCAGCUCAUGAUGAGCAACGAGGUCCCUUUAUUGGUCUCGUACGAGUUCGGCCAAGGCCACAUUCGCUACUAUCUAGCACCCAAAAUCGGUGAUGACUGA